GGCAGGAACCAUUACAGAGGCACACACAGCCAUGUUAGAGGCUUCAAACAGCCUCCACAUGCUCGGUGCCUUAUGCAAGGUUUCAACCCUUGAAGAGCGUCAGGAUCUUGUCAAUGCAGCGCUAAAAUACUAUCUAGAGGGAAGGAUGGAGAUGCCUCUCAAACAACUGAAAGAAGGACUGGAGACACUGGGGGUGCUAAAUGCCAUAAAGGAGCACUCUUCCAUUAUGGAGGAACUCUUUUGUGGUGGUCCCCCCACCUUGUCAGCUGCCUCCUUGCUGGACCUCUUCACAAUACAUUACUCCCCAAGAGGAACUAACAGGAGAGCCUUGGAGGAGGUUGCAGUUGGUCACUGGCGGGAUUGGAUCAUUGAAGUCGAAGAUGGAGAUGCAGCAGUGGAGGUGGAUGGUGGGGACACAAUUAAAGUCACCCUAGAGAAUGUCCUUGUGUUUGCUUCUGGGGCAUCUGCCGUACCCGUAUUUGGAUUCAAAGAGAAUCCAAAUAUCACAUUUCUCCAUGAGAACAUAAAUGGCAACUGGCGGAUGUUCCCAGAAGCAAACACAUGCACCAUUACUUUGAAGUUGCCGAUUGGACAGGAAUAUGAAGAGUUUUGCCAUUUCAUGACAUCCGGUGUAAUUCAAUCGCCAACAUUUGGGGUAGCGUAAAAAACCUGUUCUCCCAACCCUUAUCACCCAUCCCAUGUGGCUGAUAGCUCUCCUGCUGGAUUGCUGUUUUUUUUUACUAGAAAUUGUAAAAUGUUUGUUAAACAUUAAAGUUUUGUUAAACUUAAU
This is a messenger RNA of Cyprinus carpio (common carp), 790 nucleotides long. RefSeq names its product G2/M phase-specific E3 ubiquitin-protein ligase-like. The transcript has 3 exons. The record is from RefSeq and is a predicted model, not a curated record. Bases 32 to 664 code for a protein of 210 amino acids. NCBI's taxonomy places the organism in Eukaryota, Metazoa, Chordata, Actinopteri, Cypriniformes, Cyprinidae.